AUCAAAAACUCUAAACUCGAUUGGAAAAUUCACGAGUUUAUCUGAUUAUCAAAUACAAUAUUUAAAUAAAAUUAAUCUUGGACAGUUUAUCAUAUUUUAAAUUCCAGAAUUUAAAACUUAGAGUUCCCAGUGACUACUUCCCAGGUGCAGAAAUAAAAAAAAAAACUUAAGAUACAGAAUUUCAACUCCCGGCUCUAGCUCUGACUCUGACUUUGACUCUGGCUCUUGUUUUCGGUCUCACUCUGUCUCUGUAAUCAAUUUUUAUCAGCAAACAAAACCUGUCGAGUUGGCCAGUCAUAACAUAAAUGUUCAAACUUAUUAUUUAAUUUUUAAAUUCGGAUACAAAUAAAUAAAAUUGUCGUGUCUGAGUGUCAAGUGAAUUGUCUCCAAAAUGGUAAAGUCAAAAUCUCAUGAGCGGACACCAAAAGCUAAAAACAAACAUUUGAAUCACGUCCAUCAUAAAAAAGAAACCGAGUCAUCAAGAAUGAAUCUGAUGAAUUCAGUGCUGACGGUGACGUGCAUGGCAGUGGCUGCUUGGUUUGGUUACAAAGGUUAUCUGGAGACGAGAGUCAACACUCCAUUUGAUUCAGAGAAGCUUGUGGCUAUCAAUGGCCUGGACACAGCAGAUCGAUACUGGGGUUCGUACCGACCGGGUUUGUACUUCGGGAUGAAGACACGAGAUCCCCAGUCUCUGGUGAGUGGUCUCAUGUGGUACCGGCCUCACAAUCUGCGCCAAGGAGGCGAAAGUUUCAGGCACUGGUGCGAGCAGGGAGACAAGUUGGACAAGUACGGAUGGCUGGAGCACGACGGCAAGACUUUUGGAGUCCAAGAAAUCCACGACGGCGACUUGAUUAUCAAAACUUCGUACGUCAAGAAGCCGGGAGGCCGACACGGGGGUGACUGGACCGCGCGGAUUGGAGUUACGUCCAAAAAUCAAGAGCCCAAGGACACCAAAGACGUCAAAGAUCUUCAGAAGGGCCAGGAGAUAUCGUUUAUAUUUUAUUCGGCCCUCGAGGAUAAGUCGACGGGGAACAUAAAAGCAUCUCUGGGUGCCGACAACCGGCUGUCGGGCAUGGAAGGCUACACGGAUGGUCUAGGUGCUUAUAGAUUCAGUAUGAACCCUACCAAGGGCACGGUCGAGGAACACUCGUUCCUGAUCGCCGUCACGCCGGGAUUGAACCUGGUGAAAGAGACUAUUCUUCAGAAUCUGAGGCUUGCGUCCCAGAAAGGCUCAAAUGUAAAGCGGAUCGUCUUGGGCGGGGAUCAGCUGCCACUUGACAACGAAGGCAAGAAGAGCGAUCCGAAUUUCUGCGCCACUCAGGUCACUGCCAAGGUUCCAUUUGAGUUCGAAGUUUUAUUCGAGUCUGGAAGCGUUCCGUUGCGCAAAGAGAAACUCACGGGAAAGAACUUUGAGGCCGCGCUUUCUGAACAGCGGAAGCGGUUCAAUGACAAGUUUGAAAAAAUUUUCAAGCUUACGGAGAAAGGAUUCAAAGAGGACGCGAUUGAAUUUGCCAAGUACGCGUUCUCAAAUUUAAUUGGCUCCAUCGGAUACUUUUACGGCAGCUCCCAGGUCCAGAGUGUGCACACAAAAAGUCCAGUUCCUUAUUGGAAAGCGCCGUUGUACACUGGAGUUCCCAGCAGAAGUUUCUUCCCCCGAGGAUUUCUGUGGGACGAAGGGUUCCACGGACUGCUGAUUGCUACUUGGGACCUGGACAUAGAAAUGGACAUAAUGAGCCACUGGUUCGAUCUGAUGAACUCCGAAGGUUGGAUUCCACGUGAAAUGAUCCUGGGGUCCGAAGCACUGGCCAAAGUUCCUGAGGAAUUCGUGACUCAGAUCAGCACCAACGCGAACCCGCCGACGUUUUUCCUGACACUGCAGUACAUUUUGAACACCCGCGAGUCCGAGCUGCUGGACAGACACUACAAACUCCUAGACAAACUUUACCCGCGACUGCACGCCUGGUUCGAGUGGUUCAACACCACCCAGGUCGGAGACCUACCCGGCACUUAUCGUUGGCGCGGACGCGACAGUUUAACCAACCGGGAGUUGAAUCCCAAGACACUCACAUCCGGUCUUGAUGAUUAUCCAAGAGCGUCACAUCCGAACAUUGACGAGCGACACGUGGACUUGAGAUGCUGGAUCGCAUUCGCUGCAGGAGUGAUGACGCGGCUGGCCGAGCUGCUUCAUCACCCAGCUGACAAAUAUCGCGAGACUCACCGCUACCUCACCGACAACGAUGUGCUCAACACCUUGCACUGGUCACCAACCAGCCAAUCCUACGCAGACUACGGUCUCCAUACCGACAAAGUCGAGCUCCGAAGACCCAGUGCCCCUCCAAGAUCUCCAGCUUCUCCGGAGCUGAUUCGCAUUGUCCUAGAAGACCCGAGUUUGAAAUUCGUCGACACAACCUUCGGUUACGUCUCCCUGUUCCCCUUCAUCUUGCAGGUGAUAAAACCCGACUCGCCACACCUAGAAAAAGUUCUCGGGGAUUUAGCAAAACCUGAGCUGCUCUGGACCAAGUACGGGCUCCGUUCCCUGGCGAAAACUUCUCCUCUGUACGGCAAAUACAACACCGAGCACGACCCUCCCUACUGGAGAGGCCCCAUAUGGAUAAACUUGAACUACUUGACCCUGAGGGCGCUCAACUGGUACGCGGAGACUCCAGGUCCUUAUCAAGCCAAAGCUAAAAAAAUUUACCAAGACUUGAGAGAGAACAUAAUUAAAAGCAUGCUGAUGCAGUUCAAAAAAACUGGGUUCAUUUGGGAGAACUACGGAGAUGUUUAUGGUGAAGGAAAAGGGAGCCAUCCAUUUACCGGGUGGUCUUCUCUGGUUGUCAUGAUCAUGGCAGAGAUUUAUUAGAUUAUUUGUCAGUAGUUAGUUAAUUUAUUUUGGUUUUUUCUUCAUUUAAUACGCAGACUUUCGCGGACAAUCAUUUUUUUAUCGCGACGUUGAUUGGGACCGGUGUUUAUACUCUCGAUUACUUGUCUUUCGAGUCAUUUUUUUAUGUUUAAAAUUUUUUUUAUAUAUACAAUUUAAAAAUUUCUACGCACUUUAUAUAGAUAACUGCAGUAGUUUACAUUUUGUACUGAACAAAAAUUUUUGAGUGAAAUUUUUACCGGUAAUUAAAAAAAGAUGAAGACUUCCGGUUUAGCUUAAAAAAAUUAUACUUCUAAAAGUGUAAACUUAAUUAAAUUUAGAUACUUUUUUUAUAUUUCUAUGGGUCGAGAUUUUGAUUAUUGAAAAUUUAUAAGCUUUCGCUACUUGUUUUUUUUUAAGUAAAAAAAAGUUAAUGGUUAAGUGAACCGCGAGUCCACAUGUGAAAAGUUCACACAAUUAAUUUACAUAAAAGUGAUUAUUUUUAAAAUUUAAAUGAAUUGAAAUAUUCAAAUUUUGGCGGGUAAUUUAAAAAAAUGUGUUCAUUUAUAAAAAAAAUUGUUAAUUUAAAUUAAUUUGAGCACAAGUUAAAGUCGAGGAUAAAACUCACUCACGAUUAAUUUUAAAAAUUUUUUAAAUUUAAUUCGUGAGCUGGUACUCACUAGAAAAAUUUAAUUUACUUCUAUUAUUAUUAUUAUUAUUAUUUAUUGUCGACUGAUAAAUCGUGGCAAUAUUUAAAUUAUUAUUUAUUAGAACAAUUAUAAAUGUUUAAUUUGUAAUUAAGGUUUUUUAAAUUAACGUGUAUUUGAAAAUGAAAAAUAUUAUGAUCUUAGCCGACAUCUAAUAAUUUUUGAAAUUUAUUCA
This is a messenger RNA of Microplitis mediator, 3739 nucleotides long. It is a transcript of the gene GCS1, whose product is annotated as mannosyl-oligosaccharide glucosidase. Gene Ontology annotation, cellular component: endoplasmic reticulum membrane. NCBI's taxonomy places the organism in Eukaryota, Metazoa, Arthropoda, Insecta, Hymenoptera, Braconidae. The record is from RefSeq and is a predicted model, not a curated record. The transcript is spliced from 3 exons. Gene Ontology annotation, molecular function: Glc3Man9GlcNAc2 oligosaccharide glucosidase activity. Bases 392 to 2860 code for a protein of 822 amino acids. Gene Ontology annotation, biological process: protein N-linked glycosylation; oligosaccharide metabolic process.